AUGGGGCACAUCUGCUUGCCACGCGGCAGAGGCACACGUGGACUUUUCCGGGUUAAAAAGGAACAAAACUACUUUACUCUCCGCGCGCGCAACAGAAAGUUUCAGGACAGACAAGACGAAAGAAAAAAAGCGGUGGAUGCCAUGGGCCAAUCCGAGGACACCGUCGUUGAGAGCGGGAGCCACAUAGAGUAUUCGCCUCCUCACCCCAGCAUCCACAAUGCACUGGCUCUACUCCAGCAGCAACAGCAGGCAAGCCCGGCCUGCUCACUGACCAGCGCUUGCUCCUCGCUGAGCAAGGCAGUCAACCACAAAGCGGAAGCAAUCGCGGAGGCCUACCGGACUCGAGUCGAAGCCGAAGCACAAGCUUAUCUCGAAGCAGCCACACGCAAGGCGGAGGCUAAGUCACAGCGGCUUCAGGCUGAAGCGGAGCGGUCUCGAAUGCACGACGAAUCCAAGGCUAUUGAUUUGCGAAAGCGCGAAGAGCAAAGAGCAGAGCAACUGAUCCAUAAUGCUGAAGUCAAGGCUGAUAGGCUGCUGGCCAGAGCCCGUGAAGAAGCUCAUACGAUAAAGGCUCUGGCCACUGAGGAGUCUGAGAAAGUUCUUGCAGAUGCGCUGACGCGAACAGAGAGACUGAAAGCAGAGAUUGAAGCGGCUAAGAAGAAGGAGAUUGCUGAAAUAAUCGAUCACGUGCAACAAAUGCUUGUAAUUGGGGAGAUUCCACGAAGUGAGCACAAGAGCGUAAUGAGGAGGGUGAAAGAAAGUUUUUCUUGCUACAUUUAGAAAGAGGGACAAAAUUACGUCGUUCCCGUAACCUAUGC
Messenger RNA from Selaginella moellendorffii, 818 nucleotides. Its product is annotated as tol-Pal system protein TolA. NCBI's taxonomy places the organism in Eukaryota, Viridiplantae, Streptophyta, Lycopodiopsida, Selaginellales, Selaginellaceae. The coding region runs from base 1 to 780 and encodes 259 amino acids. The transcript is spliced from 4 exons. The record is from RefSeq and is a predicted model, not a curated record.